AUGGACAAGUCUUGGAUUUUCAAAGAUAGGGAUACACUUGACUAUGAAAUCGGGGUUGAAGAGUUUUUAAUAUUUGCCGAGGAAAAUGCUAGUGAUACUAAAAAAAUCCCAUGCCCCUGUAAAAGAUGUGUUAAUUUUAAAAAAUUUGCAGUUAAGAUUAUUAGGGGACAUUUAUAUGAAUACGGUUUUAGUUUGGGAUACCUUGAUUGGAUUUGGCACACACAAGGGUGUGGAAUCACAGGAUCAACAGUUCAUGACAAUGCCCCUAGCCCUGCACCUACGCUUGACCCUGCAUCGAUGCAUUCCCCUGGUCAUGCAUCACAAACAGUCAAUGUUUGUGAUGCUGCGUAUAAUUCGAGUGAGUACAAUAAUGAGUCGUAUCAGUUUAGGAGAUUUGUGGUUGAUGCUCAACAGCCUUUGUAUGAGGGUAGUGAAUGUACCAAAUUGGAGUCGAUGCUGAAACUGCAUAAUUGGAAAGCAAGGUUUGGAAUUAGUGAUAGCGCCUUUACAGAUUUAUUGUCUACUGUUGGCUCUCUCCUUCCUAAAGAAAAUAUGAUGCCACCUAAUGCAUAUGAAGCCAAGAAAAUAUUAUCCAACUUAGGCCUAGAAUACAUAAAGUACCACUCAUGUCCAAACGAUUGCAUACUAUAUCAGGGGGUAUAUGUUGAUGCUUCUGAGUGUCCUAAGUGUGGUCUAUCUCGCUGGAAGUUAGGAAAGGAUGGUAAAGGAUGUCCUAAACAGCCCGGUGGAACUGAAUGCGGCUAUGUUAUUAUGCGGUAUAUGAAAGAGAUUGUCAUGGACAAUGAAAUGACAUUUUUUAAAAGGUGGGCAUCCAAGAAUCGAAAAGUGAUUUGUUCCAAGGCUGAGCUUGACGAGGUUCGGUUUGAGACACUUAGCCAUAUCGAGUCCUUCUUAUAA
Messenger RNA from Daucus carota subsp. sativus, 918 nucleotides. RefSeq lists its product as uncharacterized. The transcript has 3 exons. The coding region runs from base 1 to 918 and encodes 305 amino acids. Lineage: Eukaryota; Viridiplantae; Streptophyta; Magnoliopsida; Apiales; Apiaceae. The record is from RefSeq and is a predicted model, not a curated record.